This is a messenger RNA of Nicotiana attenuata, 633 nucleotides long. RefSeq lists its product as uncharacterized. NCBI's taxonomy places the organism in Eukaryota, Viridiplantae, Streptophyta, Magnoliopsida, Solanales, Solanaceae. The transcript is spliced from 2 exons. The coding region runs from base 1 to 633 and encodes 210 amino acids. The record is from RefSeq and is a predicted model, not a curated record.
AUGGGGAUCAAAGCACCUCUCAUAUGCAGGAAGAGUGCAGCUUAUCAACUCAGUGUUAAUGCAUGUACACACAUAUUGAGCAUAUAUAUUCCUACUACCAAAGGCAGUGAUGAAACAGAUUACUACAGUAUGCAGAAAUUUCUUAUGGGAUGGGAAGGAGGUGAGCAACAAAGCACCAUUAAUAGCAUGGGAUCUGGAAAAAUGGAACAGUGGCCUUGGAGUAGGUGGGUAUGGAGCAAAGGAAAUGUACCUAAGCACAGUUUCAUAUGUUGGCUGGCUGGACAUGGCAGAUUAUUAACAAGAGUGAGAUUGCAGAAAAUGGGGGUUACACAAGAUACAAUGUGUACAAUAAGUGACAAUGCACCUGAGACGAUAGAACAUCUGUUUUUUGAUUGCCAAUUCUCUAGAGCUUGCAUGCAAGCUAUGGCAAAGUGGUUGAAUAUUGGAGUGCAGAAUACUAUACUACAAGGAAUAUGGAGAAGACUAACAAGAGGGGUCAAAGGUGAAAAUUACAGAAUUCUGGUAAACUCAGUACUAGCAGCACUAAUCUAUGCUAUAUGGAAGGCACGUAAUGAAGCACUAUGGCACCAAAGAGUUCCUAAUCCUGGGACAAUCUGUUCUCAAAUCCAAUAG